Molecule: messenger RNA, 1773 nt
Organism: Syzygium oleosum
Lineage: Eukaryota; Viridiplantae; Streptophyta; Magnoliopsida; Myrtales; Myrtaceae
Product: protein FAR1-RELATED SEQUENCE 5-like
Exons: 2
Coding region: 598-1773 (391 amino acids)
Source: RefSeq, a predicted model, not a curated record
CGGUUUGUUUCGUCUUCACGGAAGUGGUUUUUUGUCUCAUUUGGAGUUAAUGUGAUAUGUGAAUGUUAGGGAUUUUGGAAUGACAACAAUGUCCGUAAAAGUAUAGUUGAUCCUGAAAAUUGUGUAUAGAAUGUGGCAUUCUGUGGUACACAUGGUGAUUGAUUUGCUGGUUUUUUAAUAGCUUGUCUGGAUACUUCAUUUAGACACAAUGGAUUAAUGCACAAGAUAUGAACUUUCUUUGAAUCUUUUUUCUCUAGACAUAAAACUAUCUAACCAAUGAGGGAAAGACAUAAGUCCAUGAUACCCAUUGAGAUGAUUUUUUCUGUUUGGCAGUAAGUAAGAGACAAAACCCAAUAACGGUUAAACCCCAUUGAGAUGAUUUUUCCCAUUCGUUAUUGAUGAUGAUGUGGAGUUUAGUAAUUACAUUGGGUCCCUAAAUAAAUCUCUGCUUGUAUAUUCUACUGAUUGUGUUUGAUUGUGCUCUAAAAAUGUUUGUGUGAGUGAUUGUGUUCUAAAAAUGUUUGUUUUGUAUUUCAUUAGGAGGGAAUUUUAUAGUCUCUCAUCACCUCAGUUAUUUUGCACUUGUAAAGAUAUCAAAUGGCUGACUUUGAGCAUGAAACUUCCCAUCUUGCACAUGUGAUGCGUGAUAUGGAAAAAGAUUUUGAGUUUGUAAUAGGGAUGGUUUUCUCAAAUGAACUUGAAGCAUAUCAUAAGUAUGUGGCUUAUGCAAUCGGCAAAGGAUUUGGAGUGAGAAAGGGUAAUACUGUUAAAAAUAGAAAAGGGGAAAUAACCCGGCGUACUUUUUUGUGUAAUUGUGAGGGGCAUUCAGUUGGGUCAUUUGAUCAAGAAAAGAAAUAUGAGAGAUUUGAAGUUAGAUGUGGGUGUCUUGCUCAUAUCAAAUUUAAGGUUGAUGAUGGUGUCUAUGAAGUUAUGGACUAUGUUUCUGAGCAUAAUCAUGCAUUUGUACCGGAAGAUCAAAAGCAUUUGAUUAGAUGUGGAAGAAUGAUAUCUGACACGUGCAAGGGUGUUUUGGUUGACAUGAUUAAAGCGGGCAUUGGGGGGACUUCAGCAUAUAAGUUUUUAGCAAACGAAGCCGGAGGAAGCAAAAACUUAGGUUUGAUCCUGCGUGAUUGUCAAAAUUUUUUGCAAACAGAAAGAUCCAAGUUUAUUAGUGGCGGAGAUUGUCAAAGUCUUUUGAACCAUUUUCAUUGCAUGCAAAUGCACAACCCAAUGUUUUUCUAUGCUAUUCAAGUAGAUCAGGAUGGUAGAUUGACCAAUUUAUUUUGGAGAGAUAGUUUAUCCAAAUUUGAUUACGACUGUUUUGGUGAUGUGCCAGUGUUUGAUACCACAUACCGUACCAACAAAUAUAACAUGAUAUGUGCACCUUUUGUUGGGGUUAAUCACCAUUGGAAGAAUACUCUGUUUGGUUGUGCAUUUUUGUUGGACGAGACUGCAGAAUCAUUUAUUUGGUUAUUUGAGGUGUUUUUGAAGUCUAUGGGAAAUAAGGCUCCGAAAACCAUAUUCACUGAUCAAGACCAAGCCAUGGCAAAAGCCAUUAGAAUGGUGUUUCCGAAUACACAUCACCGUUUAUGCACGUGGCACAUUGGGAAAAAUGCCAAUCAAAACAUUCCGCAUCUUUACCAUAAGCCGGGUUUUAAGGAUAAAUAUUUCUUAGCACUUAUAUAUAGAUGCAAAUCAGAGGAUGAAUUUGAAGCUACAUGGAGGGAAAUGGAAGAGGUGUGGGGUACUUAUAUUUAUUACUUUGUAAUGUAG